Messenger RNA from Coffea eugenioides, 1757 nucleotides. RefSeq names its product metal transporter Nramp5-like. The transcript has 12 exons. The coding region runs from base 24 to 1553 and encodes 509 amino acids. Lineage: Eukaryota; Viridiplantae; Streptophyta; Magnoliopsida; Gentianales; Rubiaceae. The record is from RefSeq and is a predicted model, not a curated record. Gene Ontology annotation, biological process: metal ion transport. Gene Ontology annotation, cellular component: membrane. Gene Ontology annotation, molecular function: manganese ion transmembrane transporter activity; cadmium ion transmembrane transporter activity.
UUUACAUUCAGCCAUAGACCAAAAUGGCAGCAUUAGUUCAAAUCAAGGAGACAUCAUCUCCAUGGAAGAAGCUCCUAGGCUAUAUAGGUCCUGGGAUUUUAGUUUCUGUGGCAUACCUUGAUCCUGGGAAUUUGGAGACAGAUUUGCAAGCUGGUGCUGACCACAAAUACGAGUUGCUAUGGAUUGUCUUUGCUGGGCUUUUAUUCGCGCUUUUGAUUCAAUCUCGAUCAGCAAAUCUAGGGGUGGCCACAGGAAAACAUUUAUCUGAACACUGCAAGAAAGAAUAUCCAAAAUCAGUGAACAUUUGUCUCUGGAUGCUUGCUGAGAUUGCUGUGAUAGCUGCUGAUAUCCCAGAAGUAAUUGGCACAGCUUUUGCACUCAACAUUCUCUUCCGGAUACCAAUAUGGUCAGGGGUGUUGCUAGCAGGUCUAAACACUCUUGUUUUGCUUGGUUUGCAGCGCUAUGGCAUAAGGUUGCUUGAAGGCGUAAUCAGCAUACUAUUGUUGGUCUUGGGUGGUUGCUUCUUCUCUGUGAUGGUGCAUGCUAGGCCUAGUGUUAAGGAGAUUGCUAUGGGGUUGGUUGUUCCCAGAUUGAGCGGUGGAAGUGCCACAAGAGAUGCUGUUGCUCUUUUAGGAGCCUUGAUCAUGCCGCACAAUCUUUUUCUUCAUUCGGCUUUAGUCAUCUCCAGAAAGAUAACCCGUUCCCCAGAUGGUAUCAGGAGCGCAAGCAGAUGCUUCUUGCUCGAAAGCAGUUUAGCUCUCUUAUUUGCAUUCCUGAUAAAUGUUGCAGUUAUAGCUGUUAGUGGUAGCGUUUGCUCAUAUCCAAAUAUCUCCUCAGAGAGCAAGAAACAAUGCAAAAACAUCACUCUUGACUCCGCUGCUUUUCUGCUUAAGGACGCUUUAGGCAAGUGGAGCUCAAAGCUCUAUGCUAUCUCUUUGCUUGCUUCGGGUCAGAGUUCAACUGUUACAGGAACCUAUGCAGGCCAGUAUAUCAUGCAGGGUUUUUUAGAUUUGAGAAUGAAGCUGUGGCUGCGAAAUUUGCUAACAAGAUGCAUUGCCAUAGCUCCAAGCUUGGUGGUCUGCAGUGUAGGCGGAUCUGCAGGAGCUGGCAGGCUAAUCAUCAUUGCUUCUAUGAUCUUGUCCUUUGAGCUCCCAUUUGCACUAAUUCCCCUGCUCAAGUUCACAGGCAGUGCGGCAAAAAUGGGGCUCCAUAAGAAUUCUAUUGUGGUAUCUCUGUGCACUUGGCUCUUGGGACUUUGCUCAAUUGCGAUCAACAUAUAUUUCUUGAGUACAAGUCUGCUGGGAUGGAUUACAAACAAGAAGAUGCCCAAGGCUGCAAGCAUUCUUUCAGGACUUCUAAUCUUUCCGCUAAUUACACUAUACAUUGCACUGUUGGCAUACUUGAUAUUGAAGCCAGAAACCGCUUCCCAAGGUUCCACGGAUUUUGAUACAGAUUCAAACCACCACGAUGAAGCAGAAGUCGAGCCAAGAGCAGAAUUCAACCAUACCCAGAGAACUGGCGAGAUUGAAAUCGAUAGCAUUACUUGCAGUUAGAAGCAGUUGCAUCUUUAGCUCGAUUGUGUGGUGGAGAAUAUUGAAGAAUCACUGUUCGGUCCUUCAGUGUUGAAAUGUGUCGGCAUCAGAAUACAUUACUCUUUGAUUCACGUAAAGAAACAUCAUCAAACUGCAUUUCUUUGGGAUUGACCCUACAGAUGAAAUAUCUAAAUAAAGCAAUCAAAAGUUGUAAACUUUGUCCUA